Messenger RNA from Glarea lozoyensis ATCC 20868, 1938 nucleotides. RefSeq names its product DPP6 N-terminal. NCBI's taxonomy places the organism in Eukaryota, Fungi, Ascomycota, Leotiomycetes, Helotiales, Helotiaceae. The record is from RefSeq and is a predicted model, not a curated record. The coding region runs from base 1 to 1938 and encodes 645 amino acids. The transcript is spliced from 2 exons.
AUGCGUUUCAUUAGUGUUUUCAGCUUUGGUGCUACCAUCGGUCUAGCUAUAGCCAGUUGUCCAUAUUCGCAAGCAAGUGGUUCACAAUUAGAGCACAAACCACGUUCUUUUUCGGCAGGUCAAUUUUCUCGCCCAUCAGCAGACAAGAAAGGUGUAUUUCUUAUGAAUCGCAUUGGUCCAUCGACAUCCACUUUGUACAUCUCGAAUAUCGAUGGUUCCAACGAGCGCCAAGUCUUGAAUACAAACAACACAUUCGACUACCAUGCUUCUUUUUCUCCAGACGGCAAAUGGAUCACUUUCACUAGCGAACGCGGUGGCGAUGGCAACUCUGACCUCUAUCGUGUCCGAACAGAUGGUUCAGGCUUACAGAAGAUGAACGCAACGCCCUCCUUCGAGGAUGCAAUGGUUCUGUCUCCCAAUGGUAGUCACGCCGCAUACGUCACUACAGCUAACGGCUAUGUGGCAAACAUUUGGGUUAUGGACUUGUCUACUGGCAUUCAUACAAAUCUCACAAACACAGAUGCUGUCAGGGGUGUGAAUUGGAGUCCCAACAGCUACUUCCAACCAGCUUGGUCGCCAGAUGGAAAGUGGAUUUUAUUUUCUUCUGAUCGCAACACCGAUUGGCUCGGCCAUGGAAAUGGCACUGGAUGGGAGCAUACUCAAGAGUUGUCAGUGUAUGUCAUUCGUCCUGAUGGAACGGGUUUUCGACAAGUGGCGACUAAGCCUGGUUAUGCUCUUGGGUCGCCGAAAUGGUCUCCUGAUGGUAAGCGAGUUGUGUUCUAUGAGUUGACUCGCGAAGCAACUUGGGGGGCACAUCGACCCGAAAGCCUGGCGACCACCGAUUCCCAGAUUAUCUCCGUCGAUUUCGCUACUGGGUUGGAUAGAAUUGUUGAAACUUCCGGUCCAGGCUUGAAGUUAUCGCCACAAUACAUUUCGCAACACGAAAUCGGGUACUUGGUCAAAUCGCCAGUCGCGAAGCAAGGUCUCGCUUAUACCUCAAACCGAACAUCGGUACUUGGCAAUUUGCGUUCGCCAGCGUGGUCUGCAGACGGGAAGUCGGUUGUCUAUGAGAAGACUGGUUGGGACAUAAGGUCAAUGGAAGCGCCGCUUUACUCUUGGGAUAAGGACUGGGAGUAUAGAUUUACAGACGUUUUUCCGCAAUUGUCUCGUCAGGGUGAACUGGCCAUUACACAGAAACAACUCGGAAAUUCUUCGAUCGUCAAGAUGCACCCGGAUGGUACUGAUCUGAAAUUGGUUUUUGAUAGUUAUAGCACGGGACAAGCAGAUCCGGCCUUCGUCAUGAAAGGGCUUUCAGGAGCAUUCCAACCAUCUUGGUCGCCAGAUGGACAAUGGAUUGCAUUCGGUCUCGGAUCGUGGUUUCAAAGUCGAACAGGUCCCGGAUGGAUCUUCAGAGCAUCAGCCGAUGGAUCCAUCGCCGAACAACUGACAAAUGGUACUUUGAAUUCCGGGUUUCCUAGUUAUUCAGCGGAUGGUCGAUAUUUGGUCUAUCGUGUAUGGGGUGCCCAAUUCGGUCUUCGAAUCCUAGAUCUUGCAAACCAAAACACUCGAGUUCUGACCGACAGCAACGACAAUCUUCCGUUCUUCUCUCCUUCGGGUGAUAAGAUAGUCUUCACCCGCAAAAUGAAUGUUACCAAUUUCGACAUUUGCACCAUUCGUCCGGAUGGUACUGAUCUUAAAGUUCUUACUUCGAGUGGAGCAAACGAUGCUCAUGCCGUGUGGACUGCAGACGGGAAGAUCAUGUAUUCAAGUGGAAUGUACGGAUUUAGAAUCGAGGCUGCUCUGUAUGAUGACACAUUUCAGCCAUACGGGCAAAUUAUGAUCAUGGAUGAGGAUGGACAGAAUAAGCGAAUGCUGACUGACUCGAUGUGGGAAGAUUCUAUGCCGCUGUAUCUGCCCAAACAUCUGUUUGGAAACUGA